UCGCACACGUUUUCGCUUCUCUACCUUGGUGGUUUUAGGAUGUAAACUCUCCCCACCUGGUUUUCCAAAAACUCUUGUGUGGGGUGAUGCAGAAUUCAGAAGGUAUGAAGACCCCAUUGAGCCCCACCCAGCUGAUAGAAAAUGGACAACUGUGCUUUGGCAUCCCAGGCUGCGUGGAGGUAAAGGAUCCCAGCGACUCCAACAUAGACAUGCAGCUCCAGCAGGAGAAGAAGAAGCUGCUCUACUCGCUCUGCGAAGUCUGCAACAUCCAGCUGCACUCGGCUGCACAGGCCCAGGUCCACUUCAAUGGAAAAUCUCACCUCAAGAGGGUCAAACAGCUGAAUAAUGGAGAGCUGCCCACGGCGAGCGUCAGCUCGGCUCCUGCUCCUCUGCACUCUCUCAGCAGCGGCGGCAGUCAAGAAAGCUCAAAGCCAGCGAGCUGGCCUGACCAGGGCACGGAUACAGAUGAGAUGGAGAGGAACGUAAAUGGGGAACACAGCAGGACUCUACUCCAGAGGAAGUUCCUGUCAUAGCAACACGCUCCCCGCUUUGGUUCGGACUCCUUCUCUAAUGAUGCAGUCCGGUCUGGACAUGAAGCCUUUCAUGACCUUCCCCGUGGAGAGCUCCUCUCCGGUCGGCCUGUUCCCUAAUUUC
Molecule: messenger RNA, 654 nt
Organism: Puntigrus tetrazona (Sumatra barb)
Lineage: Eukaryota; Metazoa; Chordata; Actinopteri; Cypriniformes; Cyprinidae
Product: zinc finger protein 385B-like
Exons: 4
Coding region: 87-533 (148 amino acids)
Molecular function (GO): nucleic acid binding; zinc ion binding
Source: RefSeq, a predicted model, not a curated record